Plasmopara halstedii is the source of this 339-nucleotide messenger RNA. RefSeq lists its product as uncharacterized. Bases 1 to 339 code for a protein of 112 amino acids. The transcript is spliced from 2 exons. Lineage: Eukaryota; Oomycota; Peronosporomycetes; Peronosporales; Peronosporaceae. The record is from RefSeq and is a predicted model, not a curated record.
AUGGCUUAUCAAUCGAUUGACUGGGUGCCUACAGAGAAGAAGAUUAGGAACAUCUGGUAUGAUGACGAAAGUAAAUCAAUCGAUCAGAAUAUGAGACUUGGUGACACACUUCAUCACGCUUCACUGACGCGAAAACGAAAAUCUGCCGAUUCCUGUGAAGAGAAUGAUCGAGACGAUGUCGAUCUAAAAGACACCGCGAAACUUGCAAUUACCUUUAAAUUACCCAAAGGUGAGGCGCGUCUUGGAGUUAAGUUUGGAAUGGAUGAAGAUAAAAAUACUUCUCUAAGCAUUGCUGGUAACGCUGCAAAAAAAGUCUCAUUGACUACUACAGCAAAAUAA